This is a messenger RNA of Beta vulgaris subsp. vulgaris (sugar beet), 678 nucleotides long. RefSeq names its product nuclear cap-binding protein subunit 2-like. NCBI's taxonomy places the organism in Eukaryota, Viridiplantae, Streptophyta, Magnoliopsida, Caryophyllales, Amaranthaceae. Gene Ontology annotation, cellular component: nuclear cap binding complex. Gene Ontology annotation, molecular function: RNA cap binding. The transcript has 5 exons. Gene Ontology annotation, biological process: mRNA cis splicing, via spliceosome. The record is from RefSeq and is a predicted model, not a curated record. The coding region runs from base 142 to 597 and encodes 151 amino acids.
CAACCCCCUGCCGAAACCCUGAAAACGCAACGCAUACGGAGACUCAGGCUCGAAUGGUUCUUCAAAGCUCGUUCCACGUUUAGAUUACAAAUCUUUUGAGACCCGACUCUUUCGUAAUUAUUCCUGUUUUCUGGAAUAUAAAUGGCUUCUUUGUUCAAGGAUCUAAAUAAGCUCUCAGCUUAUCGAGAUAGGAGAUUGACUGGAUCACAAGAAGAAUUUGAGGAAGCACUAAAGAGCUCAACUACUGUUUAUAUUGGAAACAUGUCUUUCUACACGACAGAAGAGCAAGAUUAUGAGCUGUUUUCUCGGGUUGGAGAGAUUAAAAAGAUGACCAUGGGUUUGGAUAAGAAUUCAAAAACCCCUUGUGGAUUUUGUUUUGUAUUAUAUUACUCCAGAGAAGACACCGAAGAUGCUUUGAAGUAUAUAAGUGGGACUAUACUUGAUGAUCGUCCUAUCCGUGUAGAUUUUGACUGUGGUUUCCAAGAGGGUAGGCAGUGGGGACGUGGUCGAAGUGGUGGUCAGGUGCGUGAUGAAUAUCGAACUGACUAUGAUCCUGAUAUCCUUCCUUUUGUUUUAUUGAAAUAUAAGUACUUAUGAUUGGUGUCCCUGGAUUUUGUUUUAUCUGAGAAGGAGUUUCAUCUGUUACAUAUAUAGAGAGGCAUCUAUGAAAAGAAGCAU